UCUCAAGAUACCACCUUCAUUAUCGUGCCCACGGCUGACAAGGAAGCGCAGACGGUGGCGGAGGCGUUCACCCGGGAAGUGCUGACAACGUUUGGGGCAUGCGCUGAAAUAGUGACGGACCGGGGGGGAGAGUUCGGGGGUGUCUUUCAGGAGUUGCUCGACCGGUCUCACAUAGACCACCGGUCGACCUCGUCUCACCACCCGCAGGCGAACGGGCUCAGCGAGCGAAUAGUGGGGGUGGUCAAAGGGGCGUUGCGCAAGUGGUGCCUUGGGCACGCAGCGGAGCAAUGGGACGUGUACCUGCCCUGGGUCGCAAUGGGGUACAGGUUCAGCGCGCAGGCGUCUCUCGGGGGGUUCUCCCCGUACAUGCUGCUCUUCGGACGGGAACCGGUGUUGCCGGGGACAGUGCGCGCAGCGCUGGAGGAGCCCCUGGAUCUCGACCGGCCCGACAGGUUGCGGGCGCUGGUGGCAGAGCGCGCAGCGCUGUUCCGGAAGUGGGUUCCCAUGGCCAUGGGAAACAUGCAGAUUGCGCAGCACCGCGAUACGCUGCGGUACGCCAAGACCCGCAGUGGCGCAUGGAAGCCCCAGAUCCUCAGGUACGCGGUUGGUGACUACGUCUACCUGCAGCGGGAGAUGCUCAACACCCUGGACAGCCGAGCGGGACCGCGGAUUUUGCGGGUCAAGCAAGUGAGAGCCGGGGGUGUUUUGGAGCUGGAGGGAGCGGACGCGCGGACGGUCCGGGUGCACAUGGAGCUGUGCGCUCCUUGUCACAGAACCGACAUCGACGACCGGCAGGAUGCGCGCUUGGCGCGGCCCACAGUCGACUUCGCGUGCACGGAGUGUCGGCGGGCUGACGACGAGGCCUCGAUGCCGUUGUGUGACGGGUGCGGGGCCGGCUGGCACACGAGAUGCCUGGUUCCUCCGCUGGCGGCGGUUCCGGAGGGCGAAUGGUUUUGCCCCAGGUGUCAGGCGGCACAGGCUUUGAUUAGCCCGGUCGGAACAAUAGAGUGA
This is a messenger RNA of Klebsormidium nitens, 1011 nucleotides long. NCBI's taxonomy places the organism in Eukaryota, Viridiplantae, Streptophyta, Klebsormidiophyceae, Klebsormidiales, Klebsormidiaceae. The record is from the annotation of a GenBank genome assembly.